UUUUUGCAGAUGCACACACCAAAGGCAACAUCAACAAGAAAUUUGUACGAUUUGUCCUUGUCGCUGUCGCCGACCGCCGGUCACCGACGCCGACCGCCGGGACUGACCGCCGGUCACCGACCUCCGUCGCUGAGAUCCGGUUCCCCCCUCUGUACCCCUCCCACCCCACCCCCACCCCCACCCCUUCUCUGUCCAGACCGCCCCCCCUUCCUCCGGCGCCGUUACAACAUUGCAGCAGCCGAAGCUCGGUCUUCAGCUGCACCGCCGCUCCAUCGUCAGCAGCCGCGGAUACAUCUCUGUAGCGAUCCUCCGGCAGUAGGUCGAAGCGGGGCUUGGUUGCCGGCUUGGUCUACAAGUGAAAUCUGUUUUGCUUCGGGAGUAGUCCUUUGAACGUGUGUGUGCCUUGUAUCUCCUAGCUGCUGCUUUGAUAUUGACACCGGGUAUGUCCUUAUAUUUUCCUAUUUUUUUCGUGUAGUUGUGGCUGUGGGUGGUAAUGGGUGGUUAGGGUCAUGUCCGAGGGGGUUGGGGCGUGGGGCUGUGGCGGGGGCG
This is a messenger RNA of Capsicum annuum, 549 nucleotides long. RefSeq names its product mitogen-activated protein kinase kinase kinase 11-like. The transcript is spliced from 2 exons. Bases 10 to 390 code for a protein of 126 amino acids. The record is from RefSeq and is a predicted model, not a curated record. Lineage: Eukaryota; Viridiplantae; Streptophyta; Magnoliopsida; Solanales; Solanaceae.